This is a messenger RNA of Mirounga angustirostris (Northern elephant seal), 2648 nucleotides long. RefSeq names its product gametogenetin binding protein 2 (gene GGNBP2). Gene Ontology annotation, cellular component: nucleus; cytoplasm. The record is from RefSeq and is a predicted model, not a curated record. Lineage: Eukaryota; Metazoa; Chordata; Mammalia; Carnivora; Phocidae. Bases 338 to 2617 code for a protein of 759 amino acids. The transcript has 15 exons.
CCGGAGUUCUCGGCCCCUCCCUGCCCCACCCUCCCCACGUCCCCCGCCCUCCCUCCCCCACUCCCCGUGGCGCGAGCGGCUGACUGAGCCUGGAGAGGAAACAGCAUUCGGAGCUGCGCUCCCGCCCAGGCCGGCCCUGACGCGGGCCUCGUCAGCCGGUAACGGGGAGCAGAGGUGGGGGCCAGGGAGGCGACCACGAAAACGGUGAAGGUCAGAACCGAGAGGCCUCCUCCGAGAAGGGCAGGAGCUGGGAGGAGGCGGCAGCGGCAGGAGCAGCGGCGGCGGCGGCGGCAGCUGGGAGGAGGUGGUGACGGUGGCAACGGCAGCGUCGGGGACGAUGGCGCGACUGGUGGCAGUGUGCAGGGACGGGGAGGAGGAGUUCCCCUUCGAGAGGAGGCAGAUUCCCCUCUACAUAGACGACACCCUCACGAUGGUGAUGGAAUUCCCUGACAAUGUGUUAAAUCUCGAUGGGCAUCAAAAUAAUGGUGCACAACUAAAGCAGUUUAUUCAGCGACAUAGCAUGCUUAAGCAGCAAGAUCUAAGUAUUGCCAUGGUGGUGACAUCACGUGAAGUAUUGAGUGCACUUUCUCAGCUUGUCCCAUGUGUUGGUUGUCGUCGCAGUGUGGAGCGCCUCUUUUCCCAGCUUGUAGAGUCUGGAAAUCCUGCACUUGAACCCCUGACAGUAGGGCCCAAGGGAGUCCUAUCUGUAACUCGAAGCUGCAUGACUGAUGCAAAGAAGCUUUAUACCUUAUUUUAUGUACAUGGGUCCAAACUAAAUGACAUGAUAGAUGCUAUUCCAAAAAGUAAAAAGAACAAGAGAUGUCAGUUGCACUCCUUAGAUACACACAAACCAAAACCUUUGGGUGAAGGGAGCAGUAGCAGUGUCAGUUCAGAGAAGUUAAGUACAGAUAAGAGAAGUAGUGAAGACCACAGGAAGGACAGCAAGUGUAGGAUCAUUUUCCAUUAUGGACCUUUCCAGGGAACAGCCAGAGGUUGUUGGAUGGACGUAUGGGAACUAAUGUCCCAAGAAUGCAGGGAUGAAGUAGUUUUAAUUGACUCUAGUUGUCUUUUAGAAACACUAGAAACAUAUCUGCGAAAACACAGGUUUUGCACUGAUUGCAAAAAUAAAGUCCUCCGAGCAUACAAUAUCCUUAUUGGUGAACUUGAUUGCAGCAAAGAAAAGGGCUACUGUGCUGCACUUUAUGAAGGUUUGCGGUGCUGUCCACACGAGCGGCACAUACACGUUUGCUGUGAAACAGACUUCAUUGCACAUCUCUUGGGUCGUGCUGAGCCAGAGUUCGCAGGAGGGUAUGAGCGAAGAGAAAGGCAUGCUAAGACAAUAGAUAUAGCUCAAGAGGAAGUUCUGACCUGCUUGGGAAUUCAUCUUUAUGAAAGACUGCAUCGAAUCUGGCAAAAACUACGAGCAGAGGAGCAAACAUGGCAGAUGCUUUUCUAUCUUGGUGUUGAUGCUUUACGAAAGAGUUUUGAGAUGACUGUGGAAAAAGUACAGGGUAUUAGCCGAUUAGAACAACUUUGUGAAGAAUUUUCAGAGGAGGAACGAGUAAGAGAACUCAAGCAAGAAAAGAAACGCCAAAAACGGAAGAAUAGACGAAAAAAUAAAUGUGUAUGUGAUAUUCCUACUCCCUUACAAGCAGCAGAUGAAAAGGAAGUAAGCCAAGAGAAGGAAACAGACUUCAUAGAAAACAGCUGCAAAGCCUGUGGCAGCACUGAAGAUGGUAAUGGUUGUGUAGAAGUCAUUGUUACCAACGAAAAUACGUCCUGUACCUGUCCUAGCAGCGGCAAUCUCUUGGGGUCCCCUAAAAUAAAGAAAGGCUUAUCACCACACUGUAAUGGUAGUGAUUGUGGAUAUUCAUCUAGCAUGGAAGGGAGUGAAACAGGUUCUCGGGAGGGUUCGGAUGUUGCCUGCACUGAAGGCAUUUGUAAUCACGAUGAACACGGUGAUGACUCCUGUGUUCAUCACUGUGAAGACAAAGAGGAUGAUGGUGAUAGUUGUGUUGAAUGUUGGGCAAAUUCUGAAGAGAACAACACCAAAGGAAAAAAUAAAAAGAAGAAAAAGAAAAGCAAGAUGUUAAAAUGUGAUGAACAUAGCAAUUGCUAUUAUUUCCUGCCUUUUUAUCUGGGACAUCCUUUGCUGUGCUUUCAGAUCCAAAAGCUUGGAAGCUGUAUUACAGAUCCAGGUAAUCGAGAGACCUCAGGAAAUACCGUGCACACAGUGUUUCACCGCGACAAGACCAAAGAUGCACAUCCUGAAAGCUGUUGCAGUUCUGAGAAGGGUGGGCAGCCACUGCCUUGGUUUGAGCACAGGAAAAACGUACCACAGUUUGCAGAAUCUACAGAACCGUCAUUUGGUCCUGAUUCCGGAAAAGGUGCCAAGAGCUUAGUUGAACUCCUUGAUGAGUCUGAAUGUACUUCAGAUGAGGAAAUCUUUAUCUCACAAGAUGAAAUACAGUCAUUUAUGGCUAAUAACCAGUCUUUCUACAGCAAUAGAGAACAAUACCGACAGCAUCUGAAGGAGAAAUUUAAUAAAUACUGCCGCUUAAAUGAUCACAAGAGGCCCAUUUGUAGUGGCUGGUUGACAACGGCUGGAGCAAAUUAAAUAAAUAAAAUAGCUCUGUCUUUCAAUGAAA